AUGAUUGACCUAACAUUGUCUAGCGAUGAGGAGGCACCGCCCAAGCGCCAUGAAGCUCUCCAAGCGACACAACCACAGCAUAACUGCGGGUCUCCAAACCUCCCAAGCGCUGCGGAGGCAGUUGCCGCUCCAUCCGGACACGCGCAUGCAACCUUUCCGCCAUUUGGAGAAUCUGGGGCCCGGGGCCACGCCGCAACCGACCUAGAUCAGGAUCACGAGCUUGAACCCACUCAGCGAAUCAACCCGUCCGGGCCUGACGGCACAGAUGACCUUCUCCACUUCUUAACUGGUUUCAACGACAACGACGAUGGCAGCGACGACGCGGACGGUGCAGGUAGCGGGGGGGCAGAUGCAAACCCAGGUCGUCGUGAUCAGCAUGCCGACGGAAAUCCUGGUGGAUGCGGGGCUCCCGGAACCAGCGGAAGAGGCGCCAACGGCGCCAAUGGCCGCAGACCCUGCGGGCGGCGGAAGAAGGAAGAAAUAGAGGAGGACGGAGGGCCUAGCUGCGAUAGCGAGGCGGCAGCAGCAGCAGCAGCACCCAAGAAGAGACGCGGGGGCGGCGGCAAGCGGCUGACCGCGGAGGAGCGCGAGGAGCGGGACCGCGCCAAGGCGGCGGAGAAGGCGGCCAAGGCGGCCGAGCGGGCGAGAAUCAGAGAGGAGAAGGCCGCGGCCAAGGAGGCGGAGAAGGAGCGCAAAGCAUCGGAGAAGGAUGAGCAGAAGCGGGCCAAGGCGGCAGAAAAAGAGUCGGCUAAGGAGCAGAAGGAAGCUGGAAACUGCAGUGCUGAAUGGGGCGGGUUUGGCGCCCUGAAGGUCACGAUGGUGGGUCGCUACAUGCGGCUCCUGAUCAGCAACACGCUGGCGGCCACACCCCUGGGAUACAAGAUCGUGGACAUGAUUCCCGUCGUGCGGGGCAACAAGAAGGACGAGACCUUCCCGCACGAGGUUCACAAGGACAUGCCCCUGGCCGCCCGGGGCUACAAGUACUGCAUGUGGGGCAUGCGGCUGCCCGCCGCGUCCGCCGCGCGGCUGCAGGCGGCGGAGGGGUGCGCACUGGAGGCCAGCGGACUGCCUGAGCCGUCCGGGAGGGACUCGCCCCUGAUGCUCUUCCCCGCGCUGUUGCUCGUCCUCACGGGGGACGAGCUGCUGCUGAGGCUGGAGGCAGACCCGGCGGCGCCGCUGGGGACGCUGUACAACGAUGUCGUACGGGCGCACCCGUUCGCCUCCCCGGUGGUGUACGUGGUGGGGCUGGAGGAGGCCAUGAGGCGCCGGGAGCGGGCCAACAGGUCCUUCAACAGGAUGGCUGUGGAGGACCUGCUGUUCGACGUGGCAGUCGGCAUGCCCGCAGUCAGACUACAGUACGACUGUCCCGAGGGCGACCUGACUCGCGCCGCCAACGACAUCCUGAACCUGGGGUACACGCUCUCCCAGCAGCCCAAGAAGCGUCUGGAAGCCUACCUAGACACGUUCGGUAGCAGGACCACGGUGCCGCUGCGGGCUGUCAAGGAGGUGCUCGCGCAGCAGGGCGGCACAGCGCAGCUGACCCUGUGUGAGGCGCUCAGCCAGCUGGUGGCGCCGCAGCGGGCGGCGGCGGUGGCGGCGGAAUACCCCUCGCUGGCGGCUCUCAUCGAGGCGUUGAAGGCCAGGCCGGAAGGACGAUCCCGCGAGGCCCUGUUGGCGAAGUGCCGCAUCCCCGGCGUAGUGGCGGCUAAGGGCAGGCAGCAGGUCGCAGGCCCCGCGGCCGCGGCGCGACUGGCACGGUUCCUGCUCAUGCAGAACGGGCGGGAGGAGUGGAAGGAAACGGAGGAGUGA
Molecule: messenger RNA, 1809 nt
Organism: Volvox carteri f. nagariensis
Lineage: Eukaryota; Viridiplantae; Chlorophyta; Chlorophyceae; Chlamydomonadales; Volvocaceae
Exons: 12
Coding region: 1-1809 (602 amino acids)
Biological process (GO): DNA repair
Cellular component (GO): Holliday junction resolvase complex; nucleus
Source: RefSeq, a predicted model, not a curated record